Orbicella faveolata is the source of this 1627-nucleotide messenger RNA. Its product is annotated as stimulator of interferon genes protein 2-like. Gene Ontology annotation, biological process: positive regulation of macroautophagy; positive regulation of type I interferon production; reticulophagy. NCBI's taxonomy places the organism in Eukaryota, Metazoa, Cnidaria, Anthozoa, Scleractinia, Merulinidae. Gene Ontology annotation, cellular component: autophagosome; endoplasmic reticulum membrane. The record is from RefSeq and is a predicted model, not a curated record. Gene Ontology annotation, molecular function: cyclic-di-GMP binding; 2',3'-cyclic GMP-AMP binding.
UGCUGCAACCACAACUUGCCGAAUAUCUGCCAUGCCUCCAGACGCUAACGUAGCUCAACAGGAAAAUAACGGAUUUGGGCCACUUUCUAAGCCUCGUGGAGGAGCGGCAGUGAUUGCCUCGUGGGUUGUGGACAUUAUUUCAGCAGUUGUGCUUGUGUUAUCAUAGGUGAGGGAGAGAGGGGGCAAGGAAGGAGUUCUUUUUCUGGUCUUCGCAGCUGCCUUGCUUACUCUUAGUGCAGUUUUGGGGGAGCUUCUGCGGAGAGUUUGCCUGGUAGCUGAAGAGAUUCGACACAAGGAGACGAGAUACCAAGGAAAGUGGAAGAAAGUGUUCAAUUUCGCAUUCGGAUAUUGUCGCGCUAUUUUAGCAGUGGCCGUUGUUGCCGCUUUGUUAAUGUGCAUGUGCUUUGCUUUGAACGAACAUUAUGAAGCCUUUUCCCACCCAGACUAUGUCAUAUUAUUUGCACUGAACUGCCUUUUAGUUCCACAGUUGGUUUUCCUUGUUGGUGCUCGAGAACUGUCUCCUGUAGAAAUAUCGGAGAUAAACGAAAAAGAAAACAAGAAUGUUGCUGAUGGACUGGCUUGGAGUUAUUAUUUUGGCUACCUGAAGCUGGUGCUUCCAAAACUUGACGAUCAGAUCUCAAAAUCAGAGAAAUUUCGUUAUAAGAUAACAAAGAGAAAGCUUUUCAUCUUGCUGCCAAAAACCUGCUACGCGUAUGAUGAAAUUGCGCAGGCAGAUGAGAGGGUGAAAUGCGCCGGUAACCUCCCAGAGUAUUUAAGAAAUAGGGCUGGUAUACAGGCGCGAUCUUACAAGCAUGCAGUGCACCGUAUAGAGAUGCCCAACCCUGAUGGGAGAAUGAAGGAAUAUUACUUUAUCCUCGAGUAUGCCACUCCUCUUGCGUCCCUGUAUGAUAUGUCCAUGCAUGUAGAUGCUCCCCUGACUCGUCAAGAACUCGAUAAUCAGGUGGUGCUGUUCAUACGAAAACUGAAAGAAAUUCUAGAUGCUUGCCCUGAAUGUAUCAACAAGUAUGAAUUGGUGCCAAUUUCAGGAAAUCAGACCAACAAAAUAGCAGAUGUUUUGGUUGGGAUUCAUGAUGCCACCAGUGUAAAGUUCGAUGAACAUACUUGAACUGAUAUAAGUAACACUCUAUCAGCACUGUUCCAAGGCAAAUGGACACAUUCACUUACAAAACCAGAUAUGGACAGAAGAACUGUUUGUUUUCAAAGCCAAAACUACUGUUAGAUAUUUUUUAUAAGUUUGGGAGAACCGCAGGUUUCAAGUUCUCCCAAGAUCUCCCAAACUCGCUAUUCUUGUGUUUGCAUAACAGGGUGUGUUUCCUGUGUGUUAGAUUGUAAACCAAUUUAGGUGUCUCAACUGCUUUCUGGUAACAAGAAGUUAUGCUGUCUAAUAACAAUCUUUCUCUCAAGUCACCUGAGACACAAUGUUUAAUCAUCUGACUACAUAUUAGUCUCCAACACAUUUUAGUAGUUGGUUUUUUUACUCUGAUGAUAAUUUGAUCCCCUAUGGUAGUCUGCCAAGCUGUAUUAGGUGUUAAACCCUAGUUUUGAGAUAUUUUAACAUGUAGGCCAUGUCAAGUGCAGGCAAGGGAUGUGUCACCAACAAAAAAAA